Cicer arietinum (chickpea) is the source of this 1655-nucleotide messenger RNA. Its product is annotated as protein SGT1 homolog A. Gene Ontology annotation, molecular function: protein-folding chaperone binding. The record is from RefSeq and is a predicted model, not a curated record. Lineage: Eukaryota; Viridiplantae; Streptophyta; Magnoliopsida; Fabales; Fabaceae.
CAAAUAAAUACAGUAGUAGUGAUUAGCGAAAGGGAUGAAACUAAAAGAAGAUAGAAGGAUCUAGAAAGUGGGUAGAAUUAUAUCUUUUUUGAGAAAUAAUGUGUAUUUAUUGAGAAGAAUAUAAUUAAAAACAAAAGCAGAGUUGUAGAAGGAAAUACUUAAAGUUUCCAACUGACACCACCGUGAGAGCGAGGAAAGGGAUUUGAAGAUGGCGAAGGAACUUGAGAACAAAGCCAAAGAAGCGUUCUUCGAUGACGAUUUUGCCCUCGCCGUUGAUUUCUACUCUCAGGCCAUUCAAUUCGAUCCCACCAACGCUAAUCUCUUCGCUGACAGAGCUCAAGCCCAUAUUAAACUCAACGCUUUCACUGAAGCUGUUGCCGAUGCUAACAAGGCUAUUCAACUAAACCCUUCCUUAUCAAAGGCUUAUCUUCGUAAAGGGACUGCUUGUAUUAAUUUGGAAGAAUAUCAUACUGCAAAAGUAGCAUUGCAGAAUGGUGCCUCUUUUGCUCCUGAUGAUUCCAGAUUCACUAAUUUGAUUCAACAAUGUGAACGCUACAUUGCUGCUGAGGAAUCAGAAAGUCUUACUAGCAUCCUACCACCAAAUGGACCCAAAACAUCUGUAGCGACUGUUGAUGAUACUCAUGUGUGUGAUAGAAGUGAUGGUACAUCCAAAGAAUCACAUAGAAACAGUCCUGCAUCCCAAACAAAUGAAACUGCAACUGCGCCAAUAAGACCAAAAUACAGACAUGAAUACUACCAGAAGCCAGAAGAAGUGGUUGUGACAAUAUUUGCAAAAGGAAUACCAGCAGAAAAUGUGACUGUGGACUUCGGUGAACAAAUUCUGAGUGUUACCAUUGAUGUUCCUGGCCAAGAUGCCUAUCAUUAUCAACCGCGAUUGUUUGCAAAGAUAAUACCUGAUAAGAGCAAAGUUGUGGUGUUGACAACCAAAAUUGAGAUACGUUUGGCAAAAGCUGAAACUGUUAAUUGGACAUCUCUGGAAUAUAGCAAGGAUGUGCUUCCCCAGAAGAUAAGCGUGCCUACAAUUCAAUCUGAAAGGCCUGCAUAUCCAUCGUCAAAGGCGAGGACUAAAGAUUGGGAUAAAUUGGAAGCUCAAGUGAAAAAAGAGGAGAGUGAAGAAAAGCUUGAUGGUGAUGCUGCUUUGAAUAAAUUGUUCCGUGAUAUCUACCAAAAUGCAGAUGAGGACAUGAGGAGAGCGAUGAGCAAGUCAUUUCUGGAGUCAAAUGGAACAGUGCUAUCAACUGAUUGGAAAGAAGUGGGAUCAAAGAAGGUGGAAGGCAGUCCUCCAGAAGGCAUGGAGGUGAAGAAAUGGGAGUAUUGAUUCAGUUUUAAGAUGAAUUUAACUUCUGUUAUUUCAUAGCCAUUUGUCUGCUCCUUCCCAAUCCCCUCCAAAAUUGUCAUUAGGUACUAUUUAAUUUUUGUAUGAUAAAUUAUUUAACUGGGAGAAUGGCCUAAUUUGUGUAUGCUGCGGAAGUGGAUUUUAUUUUGUCGGGUGUAUGUUGAUAUAGUUUUUGAACUUCUGACGAUAAGCAGAAUUUCAGUUUUUAUCUUUUGGAGCGUUAUUUCAGUCUUGUGGAAAUGUAUUUCACCAUGUUUAGAUUCCUUAAUUUUAUAAAAGCUACAUUUUGGAGUUCCAA